CCGCCUGCCUGGAGGCCGGCAGGGAUGCGGAGCCCGCCGUGCGGCCUCUCCGCGUGGGGCCGGGCGAGGGCUGCCGGCUCUCGCGGGUGUUUUUCCGCACGGUGUCCGCUCAGGUGCUGGCUGCACGCAGGGCUGGAGGAGCAUCCCGCCUGGCCCCGGACGUCAGCGUGGGGAGGGGGAGGGAGCCCGGGCCGGCUCGGGCGCCGUUGCUGAGGCAGCAGGAGCCUCAGCAGCAUCCCCGAGAGCCAGGCGAGCAAACUCCUCCUCCCUCCCGCUCUCAUCUCGUCUCUCUCCCCGCUUCCUUUGCAAAGAUGGCAACCGAGGGGCUGCGCGAGAACGAGACCUUGGCGUCGCUGAAAAACGAGGCCGAGAGCCUGAAGGGCAAGCUGGAGGAGGAGCGGGCCAAGCUGCACGACGUGGAGCUUCAUCAGGUGGCAGAGCGUGUGGAGGCGCUGGGCCAGUUUGUGAUGAAGACCAGGAGGACCCUGAAGGGCCACGGAAAUAAAGUUCUCUGUAUGGACUGGUGCAAAGACAAGAGAAGAAUUGUGAGCUCUUCCCAGGAUGGGAAGGUGAUUGUGUGGGAUUCCUUCACUACCAACAAGGAACACGCAGUGACGAUGCCAUGUACCUGGGUGAUGGCGUGUGCAUAUGCCCCAUCUGGAUGUGCCAUCGCUUGUGGUGGCCUGGACAACAAGUGUUCUGUGUACCCUCUGACAUUUGACAAAAAUGAAAAUAUGGCUGCAAAGAAGAAAUCGGUUGCAAUGCACACAAACUACUUGUCUGCCUGCAGCUUCACUAACUCAGACAUGCAGAUCCUGACAGCAAGUGGAGAUGGAACUUGUGCUCUGUGGGAUGUUGAGAGCGGACAGCUUCUGCAGAGUUUCCAUGGUCAUGGAGCUGAUGUCCUGUGCCUGGACCUGGCCCCUUCUGAAACGGGAAAUACAUUUGUGUCUGGGGGAUGUGACAAGAAGGCCAUGGUUUGGGAUAUGCGGUCUGGUCAGUGCAUCCAGUCAUUUGAAACCCACGAUUCAGAUAUCAACAGUGUCAGAUAUUACCCAAGUGGAGAUGCUUUUGCCUCUGGUUCAGACGAUGCCACGUGUCGUUUAUAUGACCUUCGUGCAGACAGAGAAGUAGCAAUUUAUUCCAAAGAGAGCAUCAUUUUUGGAGCAUCCAGUGUGGACUUCUCCCUCAGUGGUCGCCUACUGUUUGCAGGCUAUAAUGAUUACACCAUAAAUGUCUGGGAUGUGCUGAAAGGGUCCCGUGUAUCCAUUCUGUUUGGACAUGAAAAUCGUGUCAGCACCUUGCGGGUCUCUCCCGAUGGGACGGCGUUCUGCUCGGGCUCCUGGGACCACACUCUCCGAAUCUGGGCUUAACCUGAGAUCCUGUAUGCAGAAUCAAAUGAAGGCUGAAACCCUGGACUACAAAAACUGCAUAAAAAAGCCACCCCUCAAAAUCAAAUAUUCACUACACUACAAAAGAGUGACACUGAACCCACAGGUUAACACAGCUAGGUAGAAAAUGUAAUCUGCUUGAACACAUAGCAAACAUCAACUUGUAGUAAAAUGAAAUGUUUUUAAUUCUGUUUUGAAAUUAUCUUCUUUUAUUAGAACUAGUUUAGAUAAUUAUAAAGGGACUUUUCUCUGAAGUCACCUGUAUCAUAGAAUGGAGUAUUUCAGAGCACAUUAUGUAUUUAUUUGCAUGAAUUUAGUUCCUUUUUAAAGUUAAAAAAAAAAGAAAAAAAAGAAAAAAAGAUUCUUGAUUUUAUCAGGAUGUAGCAUAAAACUUUGGAAACAUUCCGUAGUAGUGCAUUGAAUUUUGGUGUUGAAAAGUGGAAAGAAAAACAAUUCCGAUACUUUAUGAUGGCGUUAUGGAUGACCGAACCUUGGCAGUAAGUAGAGGAGCAAAGGACCUACUGUGAAGGUACUGGCUGUUGUCAUAAGAAUGUAUUUUUUGUACAGAAAAGAAAGCCUUUCAAUCCCUGUUUUUUCCUACUGUCUUUUUAGAUAGAAAUAAGUAUUUCAUCUCUGUUACAUGAAUAUAAAGAAUCUAAAUAUAUACAAACUGAUAAACUGCAAAGAGGAGGGAUAUAAACAUGAUUUACAUAAUCAUGAGGUAAUACUUAACCAGUAGUUUCUUAGAAAUUUUUAAUUGUAUCACUUGGUGAGUGAAUUUUCUUUUACUUAAAGGAAUACUACAUGCUAAGCACUAAGGGAUACUACACGCUAAGCACUAAGCACUGUUAUACUGGUGGUCAAAUCUUUUCCAAGUCAGUCAUAGUCAUUCUAUGAUCAUGAUUCUUAUUUGCAUUUUGAGCAGUUCAUACCACUUGGGCAGGGCAGUGUAGCUUAAAUGUGUAUUAAGGCAGCGUAUGCCCAUUUUAAGGUCCUUCUGCAAUGUCAGAGCAGUGUAAGUUCAUGCAAAUACGGGUCAAACCUUACAAGACGAAUCAUACAGUCCUUACUCUUAACAGUAAUCUCCCACUGGCGUGGACAUAGUUUUGUCACAGUUGGACUUGAGAAUGAACAACAGUGAGUUGUUGAAAACCUGCUGUGAGCCACAGUCCUGCCAGCAUUUGACACCGUGCUCACGAGCCCAUCUGAUCCAGGAGCCACUGGGUUUCAGGGAGGCAGUACAGCCGGCCACGUUGCUGGCAGCACCCAGCCCUCUGUGUGAGCGUGGUAAUGCAAUACAGACUGGCAGGACUACCCCCAUGCGGAGCUGAUGCUCUAGAACCAAGAUUUAAUCAGAUAAAGCUGAGAUACAGUUAAUGAUAGAACUAUUGGGAAAUUAUAUUUGCAUUUAUACAUUGAAAACUAUUGAGACUAGCGUGUGUCACCUCUGCUCAUACUGUCAGGUACUGAGUCUCACCUGAGCGGAGGCACAUAGGGAGCAAAGUGCCCGAGCAGCGCUGGAGUAAUGCUGGGAGCUUGCAGGGUCUGGCCUUUGAAAUGCAAGUGGGGAGAUACAUCUCUGAAAAGAUCAAAGACAUGAUUUAUAUUUAGAUUGAAACAAGAGAAAACAAGCUCACUGGAGUGAGCUUGAUCACAAGCUCACUGAUCACUGGAGUUGGCUGUUCACCUAAGUUUGAUGGUAAUACGCUCAUUCUAUUUGAAGGUGGGAUUUUUUUUACAGUUCUAUAAAAAUUGUGUUAGAAACAAAGUCUCCUCAUUCAUGAAAACACUAGGUUCCAUGAAUCCAUAACCUGUUAACCUAGGACACUGACAUUUUUAUCAGCCUUCAGUCCCUAAUGAAAGAGCUCAGCUUGGAAAAGUCAACUCUGACGCUUUGCAAUAUUUGUGGCAAACUAUCCCUGUAACAAACUGAAUGCACUAUGGAAAUGUCAUGUAGAGCUCACUGUGCAAUACUGAGUCAAUACACUGUACACAUUUGAUCAAAAGAUUAAUAUUAAUGUUUAGAUAGUAUUUAUUGGUAAGAAGUUUGUUUCAAACAUACUGCAUUGUGUUGAUACCUAUGAAUGGCCUAAAUACAAUAAAUUGUAUUUUACAUAUUGA
Molecule: messenger RNA, 3512 nt
Organism: Aquila chrysaetos chrysaetos
Lineage: Eukaryota; Metazoa; Chordata; Aves; Accipitriformes; Accipitridae
Gene: GNB5
Product: G protein subunit beta 5
Exons: 11
Coding region: 312-1373 (353 amino acids)
Biological process (GO): G protein-coupled dopamine receptor signaling pathway; G protein-coupled receptor signaling pathway
Cellular component (GO): cytoplasm; heterotrimeric G-protein complex
Molecular function (GO): signaling receptor complex adaptor activity; protein binding
Source: RefSeq, a predicted model, not a curated record